This is a messenger RNA of Elaeis guineensis (African oil palm), 2448 nucleotides long. The record is from RefSeq and is a predicted model, not a curated record. NCBI's taxonomy places the organism in Eukaryota, Viridiplantae, Streptophyta, Magnoliopsida, Arecales, Arecaceae.
AAGACAUUACUUUCCUCCUUCAGAAGUUGGCACUGUCGGCAACAGGCCAAAUUUAGUAAGAGAGACCGAGAUUCCGCCCUGGAAGCCUCGUCUUUGAGCUGCAGCCUUUUUUUCCUUCUGGCUUCUUCUCUCCUUCUUGUUCUUCUCCCACCGAUGCCAGUGGGAGAUGAAGAAAUGGACUGGCGGCUCUGUCAUUCUCGCCCUCGCCCUUCUCCUCUUCCUCCGCUACGCCCUCCUUCCCUCCUCCUCAUCUGCUGCCACCGCCGCCGCCGCUGCCUCUCCCCGCCGCCAGCCCCGCAGGAGCCGCCCACCACCUCACCCUUCCCUCUCCCCUAAACCCCACCUCCUUCUUUCCCUCCCUGGCCUCGAUGUCCUCUUCCCUUCUCCCAAUUCCACUCGCAGUCCCCAACUUGACCCCAGCUCGAAGCUCGCAUGGGCCCACAUGCGCCCUCUCCUCCUCCGCUCGGACGCCCUCCCCGCAACCGCCGAUGGCGUCCGGGAGGCCGCCGCCGCCUGGACGGAACUUCUCGCCGCCCUCGAUGCCGAAAUCGGAGGAAAGGCGGCGCCUUUCGGUGGUUCCAAUGCCGAACUCGAGAAGAAAAGUUGCCCCUUUGCGGUUAAUGGCAGCGGAAGCUCGUUGGAUAUCCCGUGUGGGUUCGUGCAGGACUCUGCGGUCACGGUGGUCGGGAUUCCCACCGGUCGGAAUGGUAGCAGCAGGUUUGGGAUCGAGCUCGUUGGAUCUCGCCUUCCAGACGGCGAGGCGGAGCCGCCUAUGGUUCUCCGUUGCAAUGUUAGCUUAGGAGGAGAUGGCCCGCUUGUGGCUCAGAAUUCAUGGACGGUAGAGGGGGGAUGGGGAGAAUGGGAGCAGUGCCCGGCGAUUGGCUCGGCCGCCGCCAAUAGCAGUCUCAAAGUUGAUGAGCUUGUUCGAUGCAAUGAGCAAUUGGGCGAGAGCGGAGUUCUGGAGAAUUUAAAUGGGAGUCGGCCUGAUGGUGAGAAGCCAGCUGAAAAAUUAAAGCAUUCUUCCCACCUGAGUGUUGGUUCCCCAUUUGUUGAAGGGCAUCCGUUUACUGCCACACUGUGGGCUGGGCUGGAAGGAUUUCAUUUGACAGUAAAUGGAAGGCACGAAACAUCUUUUGCAUAUAGGGAGAGGCUUGAGCCUUGGUCAGUUAGUGAAGUCCGGAUAUCAGGUGAUUUGCAGCUCUUGUCGUCCCUGGCUAAUGGACUGCCGGUCUCUGUAGAUCUUGAUUUAAUCGGUGAUGUUAAGGUUCUCCAAGCUCCACCGGUUCCCAAAAGGAGGAUUUUUAUGCUAGUUGGUGUCUCUUCAGCUGCAAACAAUUUUGAACGUAGAAUGGCUUUAAGAAGGUCUUGGAUGCAAUAUGAAGCAGUUCGUUCAGGCAAUGUAGCUGUGCGGUUCUUAACUGGUCUUCAUAAGAACAAGCAAGUCAAUUUGGAACUGUGGCGAGAAGCUCAGACCUAUGGAGAUAUCCAGCUGAUGCCUUUUGUUGACUAUUACAGCUUGAUCACUUUAAAGACAAUUGCUCUUUGUAUCCUUGGGACGAAAAUUCUCCCAGCAAAAUAUAUCAUGAAAACAGAUGAUGAUGCUUUUGUCAGGAUCAAUGAAAUCCUUUCUAGUCUCAAUAAAAGUGUUUCCAAUGGGCUCUUGUAUGGCCUUAUCUCAUUUGAAUCAUCACCCCAUAGAGAUAAGGAUAGCAAAUGGUUUAUCAGUCAAGAGGAAUGGCCUCAUGAUAAAUAUCCACCUUGGGCUCAUGGCCCUGGAUACAUCAUAUCCAGAGAUAUUGCAAAAUUUAUCGCCCGGGGUCACCAAGAAAGAAAUCUCCAAGUAAGCUAUUCAAACUAGAAGAUGUAGCAACUGGAAUUUGGAUUCAAGAAUUCAAAAGGAGUGGUCAAGAGGUAAACUAUGUUAAUGAUGAUCGGUUUCAUAAUGCUGGCUGCGAGUCCGAUUAUGUGCUUGCCCACUAUCAAGGACCAAGGCUGAUGCUGUGUCUUUGGGAGAAGCUACGGCAAGAACACGAAGCAAUAUGUUGUGAGUAGUCUCUGCAAGUACCACAUUUUUAUUUGCUUGGACGAGGAGUGUGGUUAGGAGCUGCUUCGCAUCAUUCAUGUGAGUGGUAUAACGAAAUGUUUCCUGAUGGGUCCCUGCUGACGGAAGUUAAAUUCACAUCACGUUUAACGUUGUAAGCGCAAACAUCCCAUACUUAAGGAAGCCUGGUGUAGGCUAUGAAUUGUAGCAGCCUGUUCUUGUAAGCUUUAAGUCCCACUAAGCUGUCGAUUUUAUGUAGGGCCUGAAACCAUGCUAGCAUCAUUUCUUUUGCAGCAACAUCUGUAUGUAAAAAUUUAUGGUUCUUCGAGUAUAUGAUGCAGAAUGUACAAUGCGGAGGAGAUCGCUCUUUGAUUUGCAUCAUGAAUCAUGAUCCUACUUUUUCCAAA